Ambispora leptoticha is the source of this 405-nucleotide messenger RNA. The record is from the annotation of a GenBank genome assembly. NCBI's taxonomy places the organism in Eukaryota, Fungi, Glomeromycota, Glomeromycetes, Archaeosporales, Ambisporaceae.
AUGUCUUUGGCUAAGAAAUACAAAGCGGAAGAGGAGCAAGCCAAAAAAGAUAAUACCCCAGAGUGUAAAAAAUGCAAGUUGCGACGAAAGCAAGCCAUCUCUUUCCUAACCAACUGUGAAGGCCGAUGUCAAGAGUGCAUAAACAAGAAACAAAGGGAAGAGCAGAAGAAAGAUAACAAUGAUAAAUAUGUUCCCCCAGUUGAUAAUCCCCUCUCCCUAGAUAAUUCCCCUAAAAAUAAUGAAGAAAAUUUUCCUAAUUCUGACGAACCUAAUAAUUCCUCAUCUACUCCCAUUAAUCCUUCCUCCCAAACUGAUAACGAUAAGCAGAAAGAAAGAACCUGUCGAACCUCCCCCGAGAGGAAAAGCCCUCAUCAUCAGGAAAACAGAAUGCCAAAAGGGAGAUAA